CUCAAAUCGCGCGCAUUUGGAACAAAUCCGAGUUUUGCUUCUUCACUCAGCUUGGGAAAAAAAAUCUAUAUAAUCUAUGAGAUAGUUUUAUUAUUUCUUAAAAAACUUUCCACCUCUUUUUAAUUGGCUGACAAUGAUGGCAAAAUCAAUCUUUAGGUUUAGCAGCGGCAGCUGAUAAUGGAUCAUGUGAAUGAUAAUAUGAAUUCAAAUUUCAAUUGGAUUUGUGCGUCAAGUCGUGUGCAAUUGGAGGAUAUCUAUGCUUUCUACGGAAAUUGAACGUUCGUGGUAUAUAGAUGUUGUGCAAUCUUCCAUAAAAUCUUUAAUACAGACUUAGUCAAAAGUUUGGGAAAUAAGUUGAUGUGAACAUGUCAAGUAUUGGAAUUAGUGGCAAUUGUUUUGGAAACACUGAAAUAAAAAUCGUCGCUAGAUACGGAUAUUUUUAAGAGUGAUGUUGAUUCGAUCUGUGUUAGAAAAUAAAAGUCAUCUCAGCAAGGAGCAGUUUUGAAUAUUAUUGAACAAAUAAAAUUUUUUUAAAAUAAUAAACAUAUAUAAAUCCUUUCAUUUAAAAAUCGUCAUAAUAUCAGAAUGGCUUUCUAUGUUUUAUAUCGUUAAUUUAUUUUUCCUGUAUAGACAUUUCGCUUUAUUUUUUAUUUCAAAUUCGACUAUGAAAAGCAACUUUCUUCUAAAAUGAGUGUGGAAACAAAAAAUAUUCAUUUAGUCUUUGUUUACAAAAAUUACCUGAUAUUAUGGUAUUUUAAAAAUAUUUAGCAGUAUAUAUUUAAAAAUUUCAAAGGAUUUAUGUUUAAAAGCAAUAAACUUAUAUUCCUAUUAAUUGCUAUUCAAAUAAUUUAAUCGUUUUGUUUUCGAAUUCACGAAAUAUAUUGCCAUAAAUACAAACAUAUUUCAAAACGUUUGAUUUCCUGGUUUAAAUAAAUCAUGAAAACUAUUGAAGAUGCUUAAAAUUUUCAAUUAACCAUUUUGUAUAUAUUCUAAGAAACGAAAUGAUUCUUAAUGUGAAAUAUCUUUCGAAUUUAUCAGUCCUACAUACAUAAACUAUCUUUAAUAUAACAACAAAAACCUCGUAUUGAAGUGAAGCAAGUUAGUAGCAACUAGUUAUGCUUUUUGAAAUAUAUUUAUAAUGGAAUAACUGAUCGAAAAAAAAGCAUUCCUCUGCUUCAAGAUGUUGCAAGAGACUGAAAGUUUGACUAAAAGUAGUGGCAACAGAAGCGUCAGCAAAGUUACUACGGAAGAAAGCCCGUUCGAGGCUAUAUCAUCUUUAGAAGAAGCAGACUGCUACCUAUCUUUCUUGUCUCAGCCUUAUCCUCAUACAGGAAGAGGUGAACUUUACUGCAACAGCACGUACGACGGGGUUUCUUGUUGGCCUACCUCGGCGGCUGGAAGUAUGGCUUACGUCCCUUGCUUUGCUGAGUUCAAUGGAGUGAGAUACGACGUUAACAGCAAUGCAAGUCGAUAUUGCUUGGAGAACGGAACUUGGUCUACUUGGUCAAAUUAUCGUUCUUGUACACCGCUGACAUUGCAUGAAGAAGAAUUUUUUCAGGUGCUAUGGGAUAUGAAGGAAGCAGCGACGAUAUACUAUGUGGGGUAUGGAAUAUCAUUGGUUGCGUUGAGUCUCGCCUUGUUUGUCUUCUUCUACUUCAAGGAUUUAAGGUGCCUCAGGAACACUAUUCAUACGAACUUAAUGGUAACUUAUUUGCUCAUCGAUUUGACGUGGAUACUCACUGCUACCCUACAAUCGAAUCCGAAUCCUAUUACAGCAAAGGUUGCUUGCUUCUUGGUGAUUUUGCUCACAUAUUUAAUGGCUACCAAUUUUUUCUGGAUGUUUGUAGAAGGUCUUUAUCUGUAUAUGUUGGUGGUGGAGACGUUUUCUAUUGAUAAAAUUCAGUUUAAAACGUAUGUUGCUAUUGGCUGGGGUACUCCCGCAAUUGUUGCUACUGCAUGGUCCGUCGUAAAAUGGUUCGCUAGUGGAGCAUCUGACGAACCAUUUUCUCAAAGAGGAUGUCCUUGGCAGAAUAAAGAUUUUUAUGACUAUGUUUUUAGCUGUCCUGUUAUGUUGGUGCUUUUGAUAAAUAUCUUCUUCCUCUCAAAAAUAAUGUGGGUGCUUAUUACGAAACUUCGAGCUUCUAAUACAGUCGAAUCAAGACAAUACAGGAAAGCAGCAAAGGCUUUACUGGUGCUAAUUCCUCUGCUCGGCGUAACGUACUUGGUGGUCAUCGCGACUCCCAGUGAUCCCCUCGCUGAAGUGGUCUUUGUUUACAUCCAAGCAACAAUGCUGUCGAUACAGGGGUUCGUCGUAGCUGUUUUGUAUUGCUUCUUAAACGGAGAGGUUCAAAAUUCUCUUAGACAUCAUUGGGAGAGGUGGAAGACUCAAAAGACGAUUGGAAAGAGUCCAAGGCAUUCCACUGGCCAUAUGUCUGCACGUCACGGGGAAAGCAUCGCCCUCUACAAUACCAGAGGCGUGCGCGAUAGCUGUACCAGUUUCACGACCACCACUUCCAUCGUCAACGUUCCCAACAGAUCUCCAAAUGCCAAAAGAAGCAGCUCGCUAAACCACUUGGCUGUCCAAGAUGACAUGCUAUAGACUGUUCUGUGUUACGUGCGUCUUAAAUGCUGUACUAGAACUCGGCUCGCAUUACGUGCUUGCAAUAUAAAUUUCGUACUUGCGAUAAUUGUGUGUGCAGUGUAAGAACGCCAAGUGAAAAAUUGUAUUUUCUUUACUCAUAUCUAUGGCCUUUCUGUGUGAGUAGUACGUACAGUUAUUGAGUGAAAAAUAAUAUCAAUGGUGUUUUUUUGACUCUUAUCAUCAUUUGAUGUCCUAACAUUGUGGGAUAAAUUAAGACCAAAAUAGUUAUCGUUGAUCAGACUUUGAGUAACGGUAAAAAAUAGUAGGUCGAACUGAAAUCUACAGAAGCAAAAAGUUAUGAAUAAAUGGUGCUACAUCAAUUCAACAGUAUCGUCAAUAAUGAGUACAAAUAUUAUUAAGCAUAAAAAUGAGCCUUUGCUUUUGUUUGCAGUCAGUUUGAUAAAUUUAAAAAGCAAGUUACAUGACAUAAAAUUUAAAUUAUGUUGAAAAAAUUACUCAAUUUAAUUGAUGUUUUAUUCAUUGGAUUGUUUUCCCUAAUAUUGUGCAAAAAGUUUUCAAAUUUUUAUGAACGUCUUUCAAAAAUAAUAAGUUAUGAUGAAAUUUAAUUGAACCAACUAAUGUGGCACUUUAAAACAUCAAAAGUAUACAUAAGUUACAUUAUGUAUACAUAAAUUACAUAAUGUAUGUGCUAAUAAACUGGUUGAAG
Molecule: messenger RNA, 3308 nt
Organism: Uloborus diversus
Lineage: Eukaryota; Metazoa; Arthropoda; Arachnida; Araneae; Uloboridae
Product: diuretic hormone receptor-like
Exons: 13
Coding region: 1181-2599 (472 amino acids)
Biological process (GO): cell surface receptor signaling pathway; adenylate cyclase-modulating G protein-coupled receptor signaling pathway
Cellular component (GO): plasma membrane
Molecular function (GO): diuretic hormone receptor activity; G protein-coupled peptide receptor activity; peptide hormone binding
Source: RefSeq, a predicted model, not a curated record